Megalops cyprinoides (Indo-Pacific tarpon) is the source of this 2178-nucleotide messenger RNA. RefSeq names its product transmembrane protein 42-like. The record is from RefSeq and is a predicted model, not a curated record. Bases 111 to 581 code for a protein of 156 amino acids. NCBI's taxonomy places the organism in Eukaryota, Metazoa, Chordata, Actinopteri, Elopiformes, Megalopidae. The transcript is spliced from 3 exons.
GCGGCUAUAGGUAGGAAGUACGGGUUUACUUAGACACAUACAGCAAAGAAAUGUGAUGGAUUAGGAUUCUGUUACUUAGCUAAUUGCUUUGACUUUCCACUACUUAAAAGAUGUUCCCUGGUGUCAUCUAUGCACUGCUGGCGGGUUUCCUCGGAGCCGUCGCGUCUUCAUCAGCAAAACUGUCCCUCGGAGCCGAUUACCUCAAAGGGGUGUGUGAGACCGGGCUGAAAACAUGGGGAGGAGAGGAGAGGAAAUUUAGGCAAGCGGAUGAAACUACAGCCUGCGACUGGCUGCACAUUCCCCUGCGUCUGCUCUGUGGGGGGUUGCUCUUUACCUGUAACGCUGUGAUGUGGACCUUCUUUGCCAAGGCGCUCAGGUACUCCUCUUCCUCUGCCAGAGCCACUGUGACCACUACCGCCUCCAACUUCAUUUCCUCAGCAUUCUUGGGGCAGCUAAUAUUCGGGGAAACCCAUGCUGUGCUUUGGUGGGUGGGUAUAUCUCUCACCCUCUCAGGGCUCCUGGUGCUACACAGAUCAGCACCUCGUGAUGCCCAGCCAGCCGUCACAAAGAAGGACGAGUGAGGGCCCGCCCGGCAACCCGACACGGCAACCGAUGACAGGGCAAACAAAUGCAGCACACUGACCACUAUCACAGUCAAAGAGGUUCUCAUGGUGGAACUGCUUUCACAGCAGUGUCGAGGAUACAGUCAGGUCGAAAUGCCUCUGAAAUGUUCCACCGCAUCCCUCCUGUGUAAGGUUUAAUGAAAAAAGGAGAACAGAAAGGACAUUUCAAGCAGAUGUGUUAGACUUGGUGCACUUUACAACUGUACGUGACAUUGUUCACUGUAGAAACACCGAACAGCAGAUAAUAAAAUUGGUCCAAGUGUAACUCAAGCAAAGUGGAAACAAAUUUGUAAAAGGGAUCAUGGUAACAGGAAAUAUGGAAAUGUAGCUCUUUUUCAACAUUACGAACAUUGUAUUAUCAAAGGCAAGAGAUAAACUGGACUGCUCCCCACGCCCCAUGUCCAGUGCAAUACUCUCAGGCUGCAUUCCAAAUCACCUCCUCUUGCACAUCUCCUACACUGGAGGGUUCCAUAGCAUGAACAUUUUCUCACAUCACUGAAUUGGGCCACAGGGGUGGGGGAAGGCAGGAGGUUUAAAAUGUUCACAUUGAGACAUCCUCCAUCCUUAUUCAGUGUGUAGAAACAAUGGCAGCAACAGUGUAUGACAGAAUUGUUGAAGAGGAAAAGCCCUGCUCAUUAGAUUUACAGUCCCCGCAAGCAUUUUAAGAGAUAAACUAAACUAAGUGAUUAUUAACUGCCAGUCAGUUGCCUGCAAACCAGCACCUUGUUAACAUUUAUUGUUAGCGAGCGAAAUUCUGAUUGGUACCAUCCAUAGGUGUAACAAGCUGGUGAGUUAACUAGCUAGUUUGUAUAACUAGCUAGUGAGAUACCUGGACAGCUGGAUGUCUAACUGUUAUAUAGCCAAGAAGAUAAAUUAACUGUCAGCUAGCUAGCCAGCCUGCUGUAAUAGUGGGUGCAUAUCUGCUUCUGUGGCUAGCUAGCUUGUCCAGCUAGCUAGCUACUUUAUUUCCAUAACAAGACAUAUAGAUACAAAUUAUUAUGCUUGCUUCAUAAAUUAGAGUGCAUCAUGCAAUAUACAUGUAAUUUAUAAACAUUCUUAUUUUGGAUUUCUUCGCUUUUUGAGCCACAAAUUAGUGGUUUGAGCUGUCUUUGCCUGUAAGGCAAAGAGUUGUGGAUAAUCAGUGGGUAAUCUUCUUAUUAUGAACCCAGCACUAUCACAAACAUGUUCAGCAGGCAGUUGUGGGUGAAACACCCUCCUAUGGCUCAGAUUUACCUCCUACAGCAUUAGGACACACUCAAUAUGGUGGGCAGCUCACUCCUGUGAGUUAGCCAGUGAGGGUGUAGGGAUUGGCUUGGAGUGCAGCCUCACUGAUUCAGAUGUGCUUCCUGUCAUGCAGAUCCCAGAAUGUAGAUUAUCUGCCACAUCUCACUGCUGUGCACCAGUGAAUCCAGCCACAACUAGCCAAUGUGUGCCACACAAUUACAUAAAAGACUUUCUGUUUACUACUACAAGACAUACUGUAUGCAGUCAAAGAAUAGAGAGUAGCUGUGAAAAAUCAAACUUUUUCUUGGGGUAAGAAAGCACAUACUCUUUC